CAUUACACCAAAAUCUUCAAUCCCCAUAUCUAUAUUUCUCCUUUAAUAAUUGGCCACAUUUCUGUCUUCUUCUUCUUCCUGUUUUCUUCUGUUAGUUAACAGUUACAUUUGUCAUUCUUUUUUCCUCCAAACCCUAAAUGUCCUCCAGAUUUUCUUAACUGUAACUACCUGUAAAUUCAAUGGCAGCCUCUGUUUCCUGCCACUAUUUUUCUUCCCCAUUGACAACUUCCAGCAAACCCAUCAAGCAUAAGCCUUCCCUCAGUUACACCCCUUUUACACCUUCUCAAAAUAAAGGGCCGAUCCGCCAUUUUGCUCCACUAUGUUCUUCACAACGUUCACGUUCUUCUGAAAUCCAAGAAAAAGAGAAAGAUUGGUUCUUGUCAUUGAAGAAGUGUGCAGUUUCGGUUGCAUUGUCAGUUAGUUUGUUAAGUGGAGUGCCUGGUUUGGAAUUGUUGAGUCCUGCCCAUGCAAGCACCCCCGCAUUGCCAGAUGUCUCUGUAUUGAUCUCAGGGCCACCAAUUAAGGAUCCCGGGGCGUUAUUGAGGUAUGCCUUGCCUAUAGACAACAAGGCAAUAAGAGAAGUUCAAAAACCACUUGAAGAUAUUACCGAGAGUCUUAAGGUUGCUGGUGUGAAGGCGCUCGAUUCUGUCGAAAGAAAUACAAGACAGGCAUCCCGAGCUCUCAAGCAAGGGAAAACCUUGAUUGUUUCAGGACUUGCAAAGUCAAAGGCUGACCACGGCGUUGAAUUACUAAACAAACUGGAAGUUGGGUUAGAUGAGCUUCAAAAAAUUGUUGAAGACAAGAAUCGAGAUGCUGUUGUAUCUAAACAGAAAGAAUUGCUUAAUUAUGUUGGAGGUGUUGAAGAGGAUAUGGUGGAUGGAUUCCCAUAUGAAGUGCCUGAAGAAUAUCAAAAUAUGCCUUUACUGAAGGGAAGAGCAACUGUUGAUAUGAAGGUCAAAGUCAAAGACAAUCCCAACGUGGAGGAAUGUGUAUUUCGUAUUGUACUAGAUGGCUAUAAUGCUCCGGUUACUGCGGGAAAUUUUAUAGACUUGGUGGAGAGGCAUUUCUAUGACGGCAUGGAAAUUCAAAGAGCGGACGGGUUUGUGGUCCAGACAGGAGAUCCUGAAGGUCCAGCUGAAGGUUUUAUUGACCCCAGCACUGAGAAAAUUCGGACAGUACCUCUGGAGAUUAUGGUGGAUGGUGAAAAAGUACCAUUCUAUGGAGAAACUUUAGAAGAUCUUGGUCUGUACAAGGCUCAAACAAGACUCCCGUUCAAUGCUUUCGGAACAAUGGCCAUGGCUAGAGAGGAAUUCGAGAAUAAUUCUGCAUCAAGCCAGGUGUUUUGGCUAUUGAAAGAAAGUGAGCUGACUCCUAGCAAUGCCAAUAUAUUGGAUGGUCGAUAUGCUGUGUUUGGUUAUGUGACAGAAAAUGAGGACUUUUUGGCAGAUCUGAAGGUGGGAGAUGUGAUAGNAACUAAACGUGGAACAAAAUCUUUGUUUAAUCGUUCUCCAUCCCACUAA
This is a messenger RNA of Nicotiana tabacum (common tobacco), 1520 nucleotides long. Its product is annotated as peptidyl-prolyl cis-trans isomerase CYP38, chloroplastic. Gene Ontology annotation, biological process: protein peptidyl-prolyl isomerization. Gene Ontology annotation, molecular function: peptidyl-prolyl cis-trans isomerase activity. Lineage: Eukaryota; Viridiplantae; Streptophyta; Magnoliopsida; Solanales; Solanaceae. The record is from RefSeq and is a predicted model, not a curated record.